Molecule: messenger RNA, 6548 nt
Organism: Herpailurus yagouaroundi (jaguarundi)
Lineage: Eukaryota; Metazoa; Chordata; Mammalia; Carnivora; Felidae
Gene: ZNF532
Product: zinc finger protein 532
Exons: 11
Coding region: 502-4407 (1301 amino acids)
Source: RefSeq, a predicted model, not a curated record
UCUGGGGUGCUUGUGAGGCGAGCAUUUCCAAGGCUGUGUGCUUGUGCGGCGGUGGGGGGACACACGAUGACCUUCCCCUCCUCACGAAGACCUAAAAGGGAAGAGCAACCCCCAGCGAGAUCCCCUCCGUGCUGAUGAUUUUCAGGGACUUGUUGGCAACUCAGGGAGGGUUGCCAUAGCUUUUUUAUGUAGGGUGACCAGAACCGGCUGAAACUGGUUUGAGGCAGAUCAGCUCCUGAACACAAUGCAGUCACUGAGCUACUACAGUGGGAUAGCAGCUUCCUCCCUUCAUGGCAGCCAAAAGCAGAGGACCUUGCAGGAAGAAGCUACUGAAGGGUGUUGGGGGUACUUCUGACUAUUAUGAAGGCCAAAAGGCCUGUUGACUGGGGCUGCUUUUAACCCUUUCAUAUUUGCAGAGAAUGCAACCGUGUGACAGUAACUGAACAUUGGGCCAAAGUCUUUCCAAAAGGUCAAGGUUCACAAGAACAUCUGAUCAAAUUCAUGACCAUGGGGGAUAUGAAGACCCCAGACUUUGAUGACCUCCUGGCAGCAUUUGACAUCCCAGACAUGGUCGAUCCGAAAGCAGCCAUCGAGUCUGUACACGAGGACCAGGAAAGCCACAUCAAGCAGAACGCCCAUGGCGACGAGGACUCCCACACACCGUCCUCUUCCGACGUGGGCGUCAGCGUCAUCGUGAAGAACGUUCGGAACAUCGAUUCCUCCGAGGGCGCCGAGAAGGACGGCCACAAUCCCACUGGCAACGGCUUGCACAACGGGUUUCUCACCGCGUCCUCUCUCGACAGUUACGGCAAAGAUGGAUCGAAGUCCUUGAAGGGAGAUGCGCCUGCCUCGGAGGGGACUUUAAAAGACUCCACGUUCAGCCAGUUUAGCCCCAUCUCAAGCGCUGAAGAGUUUGACGACGACGAGAAGAUCGAAGUGGACGACCCACCGGACAAAGAGGACGUGCGUUCCGGUUUUCGGGCGAACGUGUUGCCGGGGUCGGCCGCCCAGCAGGACUAUGACAAGCCAAAGGCGCUCGGAGGGGACGGUUUGAGCAAAACUGGAAUCUCUCCUUCAGGCAAUGUAGAUAAAAACAGAGUCGUUAAGAGAGAGACAGAAACAAAUUCCAUAAAUCUGAGUGUUUACGAACCUUUCAAAGCCAGAAAAGCAGAGGAUAAGCUGAAGGAAAACUCUGAAAAGGUGCUUGAAAACCGGGCCCACGACGGGAAGCUGAGCUCGGAGAAGAGUGAACCCAGCCUCGGCAGCGUCGCGCUGUCGAGGUCAAAGCCAUCGUCCAAGCUGUCCUCGUGUAUAGCUGCAAUAGCAGCACUUAGUGCUAAAAAGGCUGCUUCCGACUCCUGCAAGGAACCGGUGACCGAAUCCCAGGGGGCCUCUCCGUUACCUAAAGAAGCAAACGAUAGUCCCAGAGCCAUGGAGAAGUCUCCUGAAUCCCAGAGCCUCAUCGACGGGACAAAGAAAGUGUCCCUGAAGCAGCCCGAUAGCCCCAGGAGCAUCUCCAGUGAGAACAGCAGCAAGGGGUCUCCGUCCUCUCCCGCAGGGUCGACACCAGCAAUCCCCAAAGUCCGCAUAAAAACCAUUAAGACGUCUUCUGGGGAAAUAAAGAGAACAGUGACGAGGGUGUUGCCAGAGGUCGAUCUCGACUCUGGAAAAAAGCCUUCCGAGCAGGCGGGGCCCGUGAUGGCGUCUGUGACGUCUCUCCUGUCCUCUCCGGCUUCGGCUGCCGUCCUCUCCUCCCCGCCCAGGGCGCCUCUGCAGUCGGCGGUGGUCACCAACGCAGUCGCCCCUGCGGAGCUGACCCCCAAACAGGUCACCAUCAAGCCCGUGGCAACCGCCUUCCUCCCAGUGUCCGCCGUGAAGACGGCGGGAUCCCAAGUCAUUAAUUUGAAGCUCGCUAACAACACGACGGUCAAAGCCACGGUCAUAUCUGCUGCCUCUGUUCAGAGCGCCAGCAGCGCCAUCAUCAAAGCCGCCAAUGCCAUCCAGCAGCAAACCGUUGUGGUGCCGGCAUCCAGCCUGGCCAACGCCAAACUCGUGCCAAAGACUGUGCACCUCGCCAACCUUAACCUUCUGCCUCAGGGCGCCCAGGCCACCUCCGAGCUCCGCCAAGUGCUAACCAAACCUCAGCAGCAAAUAAAGCAGGCAAUAAUCAAUGCAGCAGCCUCGCAACCACCCAAAAAGGUGUCUCGGGUCCAGGUGGUGUCCUCCUUGCAGAGUUCCGUGGUGGAAGCUUUCAACAAGGUGCUGAGCAGCGUCAACCCGGUUCCAGUUUACAUCCCCAACCUCAGUCCUCCUGCCAACGCAGGCAUCACGUUACCGACCCGCGGGUACAAGUGCUUGGAGUGUGGCGACUCCUUUGCCCUGGAGAAGAGUCUGACCCAGCACUACGACCGACGCAGCGUGCGCAUCGAAGUGACGUGUAACCACUGUACAAAGAACCUCGUUUUUUACAACAAGUGCAGUCUCCUUUCCCACGCCCGCGGGCACAAGGAGAAGGGGGUUGUGAUGCAGUGCUCCCACUUGAUUUUAAAGCCAGUCCCAGCCGAUCAGAUGAUUGUCUCUCCGUCGAGCAAUACUUCCGCUUCGUCCUCUACUCUUCCAGGCUCCGCGGGAGCCGGCACACACACUGUAACGAAGAUUCAGGCUGGCAUCACCGGGACAGUCAUAUCCGCUCCCUCCAGCACACCCAUCAUUCCAGCUAUGCCUCUAGACGAAGACCCAUCCAAGCUCUGCAGGCAUAGUCUGAAAUGUUUGGAGUGUAACGAAGUUUUCCAGGACGAGACGUCGCUGGCCACACACUUCCAGCAGGCUGCAGAUACGAGUGGACAAAAGACUUGCACUGUCUGCCAGAUGCUGCUUCCUAACCAGUGCAGUUACGCAUCACACCAGAGAAUCCAUCAGCACAAAUCUCCCUACACCUGCCCCGAGUGCGGGGCCAUCUGCAGGUCGGUGCACUUCCAGAGCCACGUCACCAAGAACUGUCUGCACUACACGCGGAGAGUUGGUUUUCGGUGUGUCCAUUGCAAUGUCGUGUACUCUGACGUGGCCGCUCUGAAGUCUCACAUCCAGGGCUCUCACUGUGAAGUCUUCUACAAGUGUCCUAUUUGUCCCAUGGCGUUUAAGUCUGCCCCAAGCACACAUUCCCAUGCCUACACACAGCAUCCUGGCGUCAAGAUAGGAGAGCCAAAAAUAAUUUAUAAGUGUUCCAUGUGCGACACUGUGUUUACCCUGCAAACCCUGCUGUAUCGCCACUUUGACCAACACAUCGAAAACCAGAAGGUGUCUGUUUUCAAGUGUCCCGACUGUUCCCUUUUAUAUGCACAGAAGCAACUCAUGAUGGACCAUAUCAAGUCUAUGCAUGGAACAUUGAAAAGUAUUGAAGGGCCUCCAAACUUGGGUAUAAACUUGCCUUUGAGCAUUAAGCCUGCAACUCAAAAUUCAGCAAAUCAAAACAAAGAGGAUACCAGAGCCACGAACGGGAAAGAGAAAUUGGAAAAGAAGUCUCCAUCACCUGUGAAAAAAUCCAUGGAACCCAAGAAGGUGGCCAGUCCCGGGUGGACGUGUUGGGAGUGUGGCCGCUUGUUCACGCAGAGAGAUGUUUACAUUUCCCACGUGAGAAAGGAGCACGGGAAGCAAAUGAAAAAACACCCUUGCCGCCAGUGUGACAAAUCUUUCAGCUCCUCACACAGCCUGUGCCGUCACAAUCGGAUCAAGCACAAAGGCAUCAGGAAAGUUUACACCUGCUCGCACUGCCCAGACUCUAGGCGCACCUUUACGAAACGGUUGAUGCUGGAGAAACAUAUCCAACUCAUGCACGGAAUCAAGGAUCCUGACUUGAAAGAAAUGACAGAAGCCACCAACGAGGAGGAAACAGAAAUAAAAGAAGAUGCCAAGGUUCCCAGUCCCAAGCGCAAGUUGGAAGAACCCGUGCUGGAGUUCAGACCGCCCAGAGGGGCGAUCACCCAGCCGCUGAAGAAGCUGAAGAUCAACGUGUUCAAGGUUCACAAGUGUGCCGUGUGCGGCUUCACCACCGAAAACCUGCUGCAGUUCCACGAACACAUCCCUCAGCACAAGUCAGACGGCUCCUCCUACCAGUGCCGCGAGUGCGGCCUCUGCUACACGUCGCACGUGUCGCUGUCCAGGCACCUGUUCAUCGUGCACAAGCUGAAGGAGCCGCAGCCGGUGUCCAAGCAGAACGGGGCCGGGGAGGAGAACCAGCAGGAGAACAAGCCCAGCCGCGAGGACGAGGCGCCCGACGGCGCGGUGUCAGACCGGAAGUGCAAGGUGUGCGCAAAGACGUUCGAGACUGAAGCUGCCUUAAACGCCCACAUGCGGACACACGGCAUGGCCUUCAUUAAAUCCAAAAGAGUGAGUUCGGCCGAGAAAUAGCCACAGACCUUCCUGUAAGGAGAAUCCCUGUCCACAUUGGAAUAAAAGAGACAUUUUUGUUACAAAAAGUUUGCAGUAUAAUAGAGUUAACAGUACUGUCUAGGCUGUUGCAAUAUAUUCUCUUCCAGUGUACCUUCUCCACCUGGUCGUGUAUAUCCUCCUCGAUAAGUAUGAAAACAGUAUUUGAGUUUCAAAGAGUUUGUAUAUAUUUAAAUGAAUAACUUUUUAUACUCUUUGUUACAUGUUUGUAUCAGUAUUUAGUGAAAAAAUGUUUUGAGGUUUUCUUUUCUCGGUCUUUGGUUUUUUUGUUUGUUUGUUUGUUUGUUCCUUGGGUUUUGUUUUUUGUUUUUUGGUUUUUUUGGGGGGUUAGACUUUUUCUUUUUGUACUGUUUCUUUAAACACAGAGUUCUUAGCAACAGGGGCAGUUCCUGAAUUCAAAUAAACCAUUUUGUAUGUUACAGAUUUGAAUGGGUUAACUAAUUGCAGGCUAAGAUAAUGCCUUUUUUAGUGUUUUUAAUUUUUAGAAUUCACUAUAUAAAUUGUAGGUAUUGUGGGUCUCAAAAACACUAGGGACUUUUAAGUGUCUUAGCACUACCCUCAACGUGCCUGCUCUAAGCCGGCGAGUGCACCUGUCCCGGGCGACCGCACUCCGGCGUCUGGCAUCUUCUUCCAGGCCACGCCCGACCGUGUUUAAAGCAGCCUGCAGGUAGCUUCCUUCCCAGUGAUGGAUCAAAACGUAGGCCAGGCCUCUACAGUAAAGCGCAUGGAUUAUCCUCCGCUCCAUUCCGGAACGGGGAAGAAGGGCGUUGCCAGGGGAAAACCAGGGGCUGGGGUUUUUUCUGGGCCGAUCUGCAAGGCUGGCUGAAAGAACACAAGGAGAUCAAGUCACCCAAGGGCUGGACUACUGUAACAGUGACACAUAUGUAGCUAGACCAGUAGAUUUAGAUAGUCGAGUUUUUGCCAUGGAAUUUAUUAACUCCUACGAAGACACAACUAAAAAUAUCAAGUAUUUCUCUGGCUCUUGACAGGAACAAAGAAAAAAAAAACUCCCAGUUGACUUAACCCUUCUGAACCCUUUGCCGUCGAAAGAGCUGGCGUUUCCUGUUCUGGGGUGCUACUGCCAAACGUUCUGGUACUUGGAGUUGAGAUGCACAACUCCACCUCCGACCUAUCAAUGCAGCAACCCGCGUGUCGCGAUCGGCCGCUCGGUCACGCGCUGAGCCGCCCGGCCUCAGUUCGGUCAUUUCAAUAAGUCUCUUUAAUAUUAGUAGUUCCGCUUUAUCAAAGCACAGCAGGGGUGGGCACUCCUCUGUCCCUUCCGUUUAUAGUUCUCUGGGAGCGUUCCUAUUUUUCAGUUUUCGUUUCUGUGUUUUCUUUGGCAUUUUAUACCUUGUAUUUAUCCCGGAACACGUUUUGUACUUUUUAUUUUUACGAAAAAGGAAUUCCGUUUUGUGUAUAUAUAGGCACUUGCAUGAUACGCUGUAGUCAACGUUCGGUUCCUCGGAAGGUCUCGGCGCUGUCCGCUGUUACGCACUACAUCCGUCAUAACUGUAUUAAACACAUUUCGUAUGUAAAUAAACGUGGGACAUUGGCCCUUGUGCUUCUGUGAGAGAGUCAUUGAUGGUGGGUCUCUGACAUCUUCGUGAAGUUUAGGAAGCGAGUAGUCGCAGGGACAGGACUACAGGAUGUUGCAGAACUCUUUCCCCCUCCGGAGAAUGGCACGUGCGUUCUCGUUAGCGCUCAGCUCUUUUGUCGCUUUCUCGUUGACUGCCAUCGAUUUCGUGGGUGUAACGCAAGGGCGUGAUUAAGUAUUCCCACGCUUGAAAUUCAAUUGCUGUUACUUGUUCUAUUUAUACUUGUAUUGCUCUAAGGUGUAUUCAUAGCACUUUCAUGUGUUUCUGCAUUUGAACCUUGCAAUAAACCUGUGCGGUGGGCCGCACGGGUCUUAAUGGUCUAGUUUUACAGUUGAGGAAGCUGAGCUCCGAUUCCGUUCUUUGCCUGAGCCCUCACAGCUGGUAAGUGGCUUUGCGUAUUAGAACCCAGACGCUCUUGCUCGAAAUCUUAGCGCUCGCUCUCUGUGUUUAUGUACAUAUUGACAAAUAUUCAUUUACUGAACAAUAAAAAGUAUGUGCGAAACACGA